AUGGAGGGCUUAACACCGGUCAUGAAGGGUUCGAAUCGAUUCGAUCUACGGUGCCAUGACCGUCCUGGUAUUGUCUCCAUGUGUAAUGCUGGUCGACAUACCAAUGAAACUUAUUUCUUCAUAUGCUUGGACGAGAUUUCGUGGGCAGGUGACCAUUACGUCAUGGUCGGCCAAGUUGUGACUUGA
Arabis nemorensis is the source of this 186-nucleotide messenger RNA. The record is from the annotation of a GenBank genome assembly. NCBI's taxonomy places the organism in Eukaryota, Viridiplantae, Streptophyta, Magnoliopsida, Brassicales, Brassicaceae.